Molecule: messenger RNA, 1139 nt
Organism: Tarenaya hassleriana
Lineage: Eukaryota; Viridiplantae; Streptophyta; Magnoliopsida; Brassicales; Cleomaceae
Product: ribonuclease P protein subunit p38
Exons: 7
Coding region: 172-759 (195 amino acids)
Source: RefSeq, a predicted model, not a curated record
UAAAGGUGUAGUGCUGAAGUUUGCCCCUACCUGUGUACUGUGUUUUCCUGUUCUUGGCCAGGGUUUUUGGCCGCCGUCUUCCACUCCAGUCUCCGCCGCGUUGUCCGUUGCCGCUUCGCUGUCUUGGCUGAGCUUUCAUCCUCCGGUUGUGUGCAUACUGGGUAAACUGCUAUGAAGGACCAUAAACCUGGCAAAAAGCAGAAGAUUUUAGGCGAUUCAAAUCCUACCAAAGAACCAGAUUACAUCGAAGGUGAACGUCUUGCCAAUCUGCUCAAACUGAUUCAGAGAGGAAUUGAGACAGCGAGGCUUUCUGACGAAAAAUUAUUGCCUGAGAAGAUAUGGUUCAAGCAACAAUUUGCGAUUGGGAUAAACGAGGUCACUCGUGUUCUCGAGCGGAUGACUAAUCCACAAAGCCCACCGCAGCACACAGACUCAAAGCAACAAAAUCCUAGAGGGCCUCCGGUACGACUUCAGGCAGUGGUGAUAGUAGCAGAUUGCAAACCGAGGAUGCUAACGAAACAUAUACCGAACUUGGCUGCUUCGAGGAACGUCCCUGUUGUAUACGUCAGAGACAACAGACGGGCCUGUCUCAGAUUAGGAGAGCUCCUCAAGCUCAAGACAGCUCUUGCCAUCGGCAUCAAGGUCAGAGGGAACGCCAUUAACCAGCUUCUGGAGGGAGUCCUUGUGAGAGAUAGCCCACAAGCCAUCGAUACUGUUGAACAAGACAGCGGAGAAGUUGAAGCACCGGUAAUAUCGUAAAUCUUCUUCGCUUAGGAUGUGGUGGUGGAGGAAGGAAGACACUGUUUGAAGGUUUUGCCAGAACCCAGAAGCACCGGUGGAGUCUUGCAAGCCCCAAAUGGAAUUCUAACACCAAGGUUUGAACCGAACCUGGUUUACACAGAAGAUCCGAAUUGUGUCCGAGGAGAAGGACUCCUUUUACAUCGAAACCCGUUGGAAUGAUAACAAAAAGUUCAAAACUGUAUGUAUUUGAUGCCCAUUUAUUUCGGUUUUAGGAAACUUGUAGGCAUUUCAGGUCAUCAUCAUAUCCAUAUGUUUAUCCCUAUCUUUCUUAUCCAUAUGUUUUUCCGAUAUAUAUUUCAUAUGUACAAACCAUUAUACACGUCUCUUUCCCAAUUGUU